AAUGAAAUGAGUCUUCUCGUUUAAGAAGAACGCCUCGACCAUCACAAAUAUAUGGGUUCCUCUAUUCUCAUCCUCUUUCUCUCUCUCUUUCUCUCUCUCGUUCUUUGUCACCUUCCUUUGCCUUGCAACGCAACCCUUCAGAAAACAAAUCGUUUCAGAACAGAGUUCCUUCAUCAACCCUCUCCCAAUAAUAAUGCCUCCAUCACUCGUUAUUUCGAAGUAACAAAACCCAUUGAACUACCUAAAACAAAACCUUGUUCUUACCUCAUUCUUCAGCAUGAUUUCGGAUACACAUAUGGUAAGUCCCCUGUUCUUGCUGAAUACAAACCACCAUCAAAUUGCCCAUCUCAGGAUUUCUCCAAAAUCGUCAUUGAAUGGAAAGCCACUUGUAAAGGGAAGCAAUUUGAUCGCAUUUUUGGAAUUUGGUUGGGCGGCGUCGAGAUUCUCCGUAGCUGCAGUGCAGAGCCUAGAGCUAACGGCAUUGUCUGGACAGUCGAGAAGGACAUUACAAGGUACCUUUCAUUGCUUAAGAAUCCUCAAACACUUGCUGUUUAUCUGGGUAACCUUAUUGAUCAAACCUAUACUGGAAUCUACCAUGUCAAUAUAACAUUCCAUUUCUAUCCUGCGGAAGUACCCCACAGUCCCCUUAACAGGGAUUCUGCGAAUUCGGUUUCUGGCUUUGAUUUUCCUGCUGAUUUGGUGCUACCCAUCUCAAGAAACCUUCCUCUGAAUGAUGGAUUGUGGUUUUUGAUUAAUAAUUCAACGGAUGUACAGAAGAAGAAGUUCAAAAUUCCUCGAAAUGCCUAUCGGGCUGUUCUGGAGGUGUAUGUUUCGUUUCAUUCGAAUGAUGAAUUCUGGUAUACCAAUCCUCCCAAUGAUUAUAUAAAAGCAAACAAUCUGACAGAUGUGCCUGGAAAUGGCGCUUUUAGGGAGGUUGUAGUUGGUCUCGACGAAAGGGUUGUUGGUGCUGUCUGGCCUUUCACUGUGAUUUUUACUGGAGGAGUAAAUCCUCUCCUAUGGAGGCCUAUCACUGGGAUUGGCUCUUUCAACCUCCCUUCCUAUGACAUUGAGAUUACGCCUUUCCUUGGUAAGAUGUUGGAUGGGAAUGACCAUAGUUUUGGGUUUAGUGUAACAAAUGCUCUGAGUGUUUGGUAUAUAGAUGCGAAUUUGCAUGUCUGGUUGGAUAGUAAGAGUGAGAGGACUAGGGGAAAGCUUAUAAAACACAAAAGCUCACAUCCUCAGGUCUCUCUGGUUUCACAUUUUAAAGGUGGGAAUGGAUCUUUUCUUAUCAAUGCAAGAAGGUCUAUUGUUUCAAAAGGAUGGGUGAAGUCCUCCCAUGGGAAGGUCAAGACUUAUUCAUUCCAAGAUUUUAGUUUCAUGAACUCAAUGCAAAUGAAAGAGCAUGUAGAUUUGCCGACUAUGUCUCAAGUAAUUGAAGCCAAUAGAAGUGUUAUUGCAAAGCAUACUUCUUCUUCUUCUACAUAUUAUAUCAAAUCAAAGCAGAGGUUUCCUUUUUAUUUGUCCGGAGACAAGGUGAACCGAGGAAAUGGCAGUUUUACUUCACUUGCAAACCUCUCAUUGGGAUUUAAUGAAGACAAAUUUUCUGGUACCCACUUUGGUUUCUCUAACAGCUCUCUCGGAAACUUGCAGAAUGGACAGGGAAAUAUGCUUGUAAAGGAAAACAAGGUAAUCAGUGGGUUGGGAAGUACUCAGCAAGUAUAUGCCUAUGAUGGUAAUAAAGAAUGCUACUUCAGGAAUGUGAGCAGUAAAAAUUUCACUGUUCUUUAUGAUAAAAAAAGAGAUCAUUGUGAUUGAAUAUCUUCAACUGGCUUAGGCUUUAGAUUUGACUAGAUGUUGGCCUUUCGAGCAUCUGAAUUGGAGUUAAAGGCGGUUGGCUUGGAUUCAGCUGAUGCUCUACUUGCUCCAUAAGUUGAGAAUUACUGGCUCCAUGUAUAAAAGGAGUUUUGGGCAGUGACAUCAUAGUAAUGAGCAUGUAAUAGAUAAUCAGGAAUAGUUACUUCUCCUGGAUAUGUAUAAUUCUGUCUCUGGUAUUUGAUCAACUUGCUUCUUUCUUAA
Macadamia integrifolia is the source of this 2076-nucleotide messenger RNA. Its product is annotated as peptide-N4-(N-acetyl-beta-glucosaminyl)asparagine amidase A-like. The record is from RefSeq and is a predicted model, not a curated record. Gene Ontology annotation, cellular component: vacuole. NCBI's taxonomy places the organism in Eukaryota, Viridiplantae, Streptophyta, Magnoliopsida, Proteales, Proteaceae. The transcript has a single exon. Bases 52 to 1815 code for a protein of 587 amino acids.